This is a messenger RNA of Herpailurus yagouaroundi (jaguarundi), 1259 nucleotides long. RefSeq names its product agouti related neuropeptide (gene AGRP). Gene Ontology annotation, biological process: adult feeding behavior; hormone-mediated signaling pathway; neuropeptide signaling pathway. Lineage: Eukaryota; Metazoa; Chordata; Mammalia; Carnivora; Felidae. The coding region runs from base 800 to 1198 and encodes 132 amino acids. The record is from RefSeq and is a predicted model, not a curated record. The transcript has 5 exons. Gene Ontology annotation, molecular function: neuropeptide hormone activity; type 1 melanocortin receptor binding. Gene Ontology annotation, cellular component: extracellular region.
UCCAGGUGAAGACAGUCAUCGCUCUAUAGAUGAGCAAAGACACUGAGGGGUGACCAACCUCCCCCUGUUGCCCCCUGGAACAGGAAGAACUAUUCUCAGCAUGGAUGCUGAUCAGGCUCAGGCAAGUGCUCACAGCCCUUACCUCAACUCAUCUAGGGCACCUUUCCAAAAUCCACAUGCAGUCCCUGUUCCCCACCACCAGCUCUUCAGCCACAAUCUCCAAGGAUGGGGCCAGGGGACAAGGUUUGGGGAAUGUGCUUCAGGUAUGUUUCAUGCAUUGCCCUUCUUGAGCUCCAAGUGGUCCCACCAAGAUGGGGGCCUGAUCUUGGUGCCUGAUACCACUCUGAGAAGAGAAAGCCCUGGGGUAGACGACUGUGCCCAGCUGUAGCCUCUGGGAAAUAAAGGUCAAUGUCCGUUGCCAGGGAGGCCUUGACACCAGGUCAACUUUAUGACAGAGUCACCAAAAUAGCCAGUAGCAUUGUCAUGGGGAGAAACGGGGUUGGCCCUUUGCUGGAUUAUCCAGGGACCAGCUCUUCAUUGAGGCUUUCCCUCACUUCCUAGCCUCCUCCCUCUGGGCAGUAGUAUGUGACUCUCCGAGCUCCUAGGACUGUUACCUUGUGUCAACCACAAAGCACCCAAAAACCCAGGUGUAGGGAGAGAGGCCUGAGCUAUGCCCCCACCUUCAUGCCCUGGUUGAAGGCAGCAGUCACGUGUGGGGCCUUCAUUAGACCCUGACAUAUAAGCUGUGGGCUCAGGGUGGCCAGAAACUCUCCAGGCAAGGAUCCAGCAAGCAGAGGUCAUGCUGACUGCAGUGCUGCUGAGCUGGGCCCUGCUGCUGACACUUCCCCCUAUGCAGGAAGCUCAGAGGGGCUUGGCCCCUCUGGAAGGCAUCAGAAGGCCUGACCAGGCCCUGUUCCCAGAGCUGCCAGGCCUGGGCCAGCAGCCUCCACUGAAACGGACAAGCGCAGAACAGUCCAUAGAAGCUCUGCUACAGGAGGCUGAGGCCUUGACAGAGGUACUAGAUCCGGAGGGCCGCGAGCCACGCUCCCCGCGACGCUGUGUAAGGCUGCAGGAGUCCUGUCUGGGACACCAGGUAUCGUGUUGCGACCCAUGUGCCACAUGCUACUGCCGUUUCUUCAACGCCUUCUGCUAUUGCCGCAAGCUGGGUACUGCCACGAUCCCCUGCAGCCGUACCUAGUGGGCCGACGCGGGGUCGAGGCUGGACAGGGGUAGCGAAUAAAGGUUGGGACCAACCCCAA